AGUUGCUUUCUUAUGCACCCAAUCAAUAUGGACAGUCCUACAACGACGGUAUCUUCCAGUUAUGAUUCAUUGGAUUUGAAGGGUCGUGGACCUGCGCGGACGUUGGAUACAUCUACCUGCAUCAGUGAUGUGAAGUCGGAUGUCUCCGAGGAGAAACCUGUCGUUGGCAGUAACGAUUUCCAAGCGGUUUUCAACACGGUCAUGAUUGCUGUCGGCAUUGCCCUUUUGGCUUUAGGGAAGACGACGGCUAGCGUUGGGUAUCUACCAGCACUGUUGCUUCUCAUAUUCUGCGGCUUCGUCGGCUACCUCAUGAUCUACCUCCUCUAUCGGUGUAGAGUCAUGGCCCUUGAGCUUGGUGCCGAUUCCAUGGCCAGUUACGAAGACAUUGGUCGCUUUACCUGCGGCAGAAUAGGGCAGAUUAUCGUCGCUAUUGCCCUUCACGUAUCACUUAUUGGAUCGUCGUGUGUCCUUAUUUUACUACUUGGACAGAAUUCUUACCAUAUUUACAGCGGUAUCAGUGUAACUUGGUGGAUCAUAAUAUGGAUGUUCAUCUUAUUGCCUGUCAACUGGCUCAAGACUAUGCGUGAGAUCGGCUAUAUCUCCAGCACCAUUGGCGUGGUGUCGAUCAUCACUACCAUCAUUGGCCUUUGUGUGGCAGGCUUCGUCGAAUUCGGUCAGGACCACGACAACGUUGACUACGAACUGGCUGUUCCAGAACCUCUUACUUUGAUUGGUGCAUACACUACCUUCUCUUUUUGCUUCUCCGUGACUUGCGGUACUCCAACCGUAACUCACGAUAUGAAGAACCCGGCACACAGUCCAAUUGUGUUUCUUUGGGCUACUGUCGUUUUAUUUGCGGUCUAUCUCGUCGUUACCGUCCCAUCUUACCUUGGUUGGGGUCAAGGCUUGCUGUGUUAUGAUAACGUCUCAGAUGCCAUGAACAAGGAUGUCUGGGGAUACAUCUCAUUUGUUAGCAUUGUUGUCCUUUGUGCAACCCAUUACGCGGUAGUUCUUCACCCUUCGUGUAGAGCUAUCGAAAAUGUCUUUGGGUUGGGUGAAGGAUCACAGCGCGUUGAGAAGUGGGGCUACUGGCCUUCGCUGAUUGCGACGAGUGCCUUGCGUAGCAUACUUGUUGUAUUAACAGCGAUUGUCGCUAUAACAGUGCCCAAGUUCUCGUUCUUGGUUGAUCUUAACUCGGCCAUUACGUAUUGUUUAUUGCAAAUGAUAUUCCCUCCAGUCUUCUACAUGAGACUGAGAUAUAUGAUACACAAGGAGUUUGGUGACGGUGAAGUGAUGGACCGUUGUGGUGGUAAAUUUGGUACCUGGAAGAGUCGUGUCCAGUGCACUGUCCUUAUCUGCUUGAUGGCCUUAUCUCUGGUCGCCUCGGGUAUCACAGUUUACAAGACUGUAACUCCUGCAGCCGUACCCGAGAUGUGCUCUCAUCUUGCACAGUAA
Messenger RNA from Perkinsus marinus ATCC 50983, 1455 nucleotides. RefSeq names its product 10 transmembrane domain, possible aa transporter, putative. The record is from RefSeq and is a predicted model, not a curated record. The coding region runs from base 13 to 1455 and encodes 480 amino acids. Lineage: Eukaryota; Perkinsozoa; Perkinsida; Perkinsidae. Gene Ontology annotation, biological process: amino acid transmembrane transport. Gene Ontology annotation, molecular function: amino acid transmembrane transporter activity. Gene Ontology annotation, cellular component: vacuolar membrane. The transcript has a single exon.